AUGGCUCUCUGUGCGUCCCUGAAGACCCUUGAGGUGUUCCCGUUUAGAGACCCAGAGCUGUCUUCCCUCCUGCUGUCCCAGCUGAACAGCCUGAGACAGGAGAGGAUCCUAACUGACGUGCUGCUCUGUUCAGAAAACACAGAGAUCCCCUGCCAUAGGAACGUACUGGUGUCCUCCAGCCUAUACUUCAGGGCCAUGUUCUGCAGUAACUUUGUGGAGAGCAGCCAGGGUCGGGUGGAUCUGAAGGGCAUCUCCCCUGACGUGCUCAGUGGCAUAGUGGACUAUGUGUAUACAGGAGCCAUCACCAUCAGCAUGGACAUAGUGCUGCCUCUAAUGCAGGCAGCCUCUAUGUUGUACUAUGGGCGGCUGUUUGAGGCCUGCUCCACCUUCCUUCAGGAGCAGCUGAGCCCAGACAACUGUCUCAGUAUGAUCAGGUUGUCAGAGAUCCUCCACUGUGACAGUCUGAAGGAGAAGGCUAAGGAGAUGGCCGUGAGGAGCUUCUCAGACGUAGCUGCCUCCGAGGACUUCUGUGAGCUCUCCUUACCGGAGCUCAUGUGUUACCUGGAGGAUGACCGACUGUGUGCCGAGGAGGAGCAGGUGUUUGAGACCCUCCUGGCGUGGAUCCACCACGACCCGUUCUCCCGACGUGGCGCCAUCUCCGACCUCUUCAGGAAGGUGCGUCUGCGCUACAUCCACCCCACCUACCUGUUCCAGUUCAUCGCCAACGACCCGCUAGUGCAGUCCUCCACGCUCUGCACUGAGAUCAUAGAGUCCGUCCGUCGCCUCAUGCUCUCGGUCAGUGCCAAGUGCGGUCGUGAGCUGAAGCCCCUCUGGACCACACCGCGCCGCUACACCUGCCGAGAGACGCUCGUUGUGGUCGGCGGGCGCAAGAAUAACGAGCAGACAUCCCGGGAAGCCCUGCUCUAUGAUGAGAGGACUCAGCGCUGGCAGUGGCUGGCCAAGCUGCCCCUGCGACUCUACAAGGCCUCCUACGUCUGUAUCCACAGCAUCCUGUAUGUGGUGGGGGGGCUCAGCCUCAGUAUGGCCUCCGGAGACAGCUCUGUAUCUGCCACCGUCUACACCCUCUCCCUCAAGACCAACCAGUGGAGGACGGCGGAGCCCAUGUUGGAGCCGCGCUACGCCCAUCAGAGUGUCUCCUAUCUCCACUUCAUCUUUGUCCUGGGGGGGAUCGGAGUGGACAAACAGAUCUCCAACUCCGUGGAGAGGUACAACAGUAUGUUUAACCAAUGGGAGGCCAUGGCUCCUCUCCCCAGCGCCGUGCUGCACCCCGCCGUCGCCGCCAACGACCAGAGGGUCUAUGUGUUCGGAGGGGAGGACGCCAUGCAGAACCCUGUCAGGGAGAUACAGGUGUACCACAUCUCCAGGAACCUGUGGUCCAGAUUGGAAACCCGGACGGUGAAGAACGUCUGUGCACCUGCUGCUGUCAUCGAAGAUAAGAUCUACAUCAUUGGAGGGUACACUAGACGGAUGAUCGCCUACGACACCAAAGCCAACAAGUUUGUAAAGUGUGAGAACCUGAAGGAGAGGCGAAUGCACCACAGCGCCACGGUCAUCAACAACAAGCUGUACGUGACGGGCGGGCGCUUCCUGAACGGGCACGACACCAUCGAGGACUCGGACUGCUUCGAGUGUUACGACCCCAAGACGGACGUGUGGACCUCCAAGGGGACGCUGCCGUACAAACUGUUUGACCACGGCUCCCUGCCUCUGGUCUGUGUCUCCAACAGACCCAACCCACCCUGA
Salvelinus namaycush (lake trout) is the source of this 1764-nucleotide messenger RNA. It is a transcript of the gene klhl38a, whose product is annotated as kelch-like family member 38a. Gene Ontology annotation, molecular function: protein binding. Lineage: Eukaryota; Metazoa; Chordata; Actinopteri; Salmoniformes; Salmonidae. The transcript has 7 exons. Bases 1 to 1764 code for a protein of 587 amino acids. The record is from RefSeq and is a predicted model, not a curated record.